Drosophila bipectinata is the source of this 1311-nucleotide messenger RNA. RefSeq names its product Nilkantha (gene Nil). Gene Ontology annotation, cellular component: nucleus; cytosol. Gene Ontology annotation, biological process: negative regulation of stress-activated MAPK cascade; peptidyl-threonine dephosphorylation. Lineage: Eukaryota; Metazoa; Arthropoda; Insecta; Diptera; Drosophilidae. Gene Ontology annotation, molecular function: manganese ion binding; magnesium ion binding; protein serine/threonine phosphatase activity. The record is from RefSeq and is a predicted model, not a curated record.
GUCACUUUUAGAUAUACUUAGCUUCGGCCAGUUCUAAUAAUAACAGAAAAUUUAGCUUUAGAUUUUGUGUCAAAAAUUAGUUACUAGAACUUUUAUACAUUUUUAAGGUUGUGUAAUUCUGAUACGUCUAUCGAAGACACAAUCGUGAACCAACAAAGAACCAACUAAGAAAUUUAUAGUGCGGGCUAAGAAAUUCAGAUGGGUGGCUUUUUGAGUAGACCACAGACCGAUAAGGACGUCGAAGUUGGCGAAGGAAAUGGUCUUAGGUAUUGUGUUAGCUCCAUGCAAGGGUGGAGAUGUGAAAUGGAGGACACACACGCUGCGACUUUUGGGAUACAUAAGGCCUUUCCAAAUUGGUCCUACUUCGGGGUCUUCGACGGACAUGGAGGAAAAGAUGUAGCACUCCAUUGUGCAGAAAACAUGUUGCAUACUAUCGUCAAAACCGAUGAAUUUUCACAAAUGCAAUUUAAAAUGGGGAUAUGGACGGGCUUCCUGCAUUUGGAUGAGCAGAUAAGGAAGGGCGUUGAAAAGACAGGAGGUUCCACGGCAAUAUGCUGCUUCGUCUCUCCAAAACAAAUUUAUUUUGCAAACUGCGGCGACUCCCGUGCUGUGUUGUGCCGGGAGGGAAAAGCAGCUUUUUGCACCGUGGAUCACAAGCCUACUUCCGCUAUUGAAAAGGAUCGUAUUCAAAAGGCAGGGGGCAGCGUGAUGGUAAAGCGGGUUAACGGCUCCCUGGCCGUUUCUCGGGCUAUAGGAGACUUUUAUUUCAAGGGCGACCUCACCCGCGGAAGCUGUCAGCAAAUGGUGACACCAGAACCAGAUGUCACGGUACAGCAGCGCUCAGCCAGCGACGAGUUCAUUAUUCUCGCCUGCGACGGCAUUUGGGAUGUGAUGACAAGUGACGAAGUCUGCGCCUUUAUCCAUUACAAGCUUUGUAUAACUUGGGACCUACCAGAAAUUGUGAACUCGGUUUUAGAAAUUUGCCUAAACAAGGGAAGUCGCGACAACAUGACCCUCAUGAUAGUGAUUUUGCCCGGAGCACCAAAAAUCGACGACGAUGCGGUGGCUGCUGACAAGAAGCUGGAUAAUAAUAUUGCUCAAAUGGUUCGGGAAGUCAUGGUCAAGUAUAAAAUCUUUGACUACGAAAUUUUGGUCCGCACCAUGAAAAGAAAGGCUUCCAAUAUUCCCAACUUACCACCAGGAGGCGGUCUUUGCGCAAAAUACCACGUUAUUGAGCAAGUCUAUCAGGAGGCAUUUCCUCAUAAGCCACAUGAAUUUCACGACUACUUUAAUAUCUGAUUUAAAAUGUUG